GGCCGCACUCUAGUUUCCACAUCCGGAACUCGGCACAACAUUUCACUACACAACAGUAAACAUGGAGAGCAUCAGGACGACCUCUGUAAUACUAAUUCUGUUGACUUUUGUUUCUGUGGGAUGUGUGAGCGGUGGGCCGACCGUCGUGUCAAUUUUUCCAGCCGACUUACACUCCAUUACAGAACCCGGUGGAAGAUUAAAAAUGGAGGCUCGCCGGAAAACAGAAAUUCUUCUCACUGGGAGUGGUUUGGAAGAGGAGUCAAAGAUGUUUUUCACUCCGGACGAAAACUCAUGCGCUGGUUCUUUGAGAAAAACACGCUCUUUUACCAUUACUGAUGUUAGUAGUGAUGGGUCCAGUGGUUCAGCUGAAAUUGAACUCCUUCCGUUGCUGGAAGGAGAAGAGAAUUAUUACAUUUGUGUGCAAAUCAAGCAAAAUCAUUCUGAGUACCAACACCAAGGCAAUAAGGCUUGGCUCACAAUUUCUGUGUAUGAAGUAGAGCCUACCAGUCCCUAUAUGCUGCCUCUGGGGCUGCAGAUUUCCAUAGUCUGUGUUCUGUUAGUGCUGUCUGGAUUGUUCAGUGGUCUUAAUUUAGGCUUAAUGGCACUUGAUCAAACUGAAUUGGAAAUUAUUGAAAGAGUAGGAUCUCAGAAGGAAAGAAAGUAUGCCAAACGGAUUGCGCCUUUGCGAAAACGGGGCAAUUUUCUAUUGUGCACACUCUUGUUGGGAAAUGUGAUGGUGAACAGUACUUUCACUAUUCUUUUUGACAACUUGACUAAUGGAUUAAUUGCUGUUAUUUCGUCAACUGUUGGAAUUGUGUUAUUUGGUGAAAUUAUCCCACAAGCAAUUUGUUCUCGGCAUGGCUUAGCUGUUGGUGCAAAAACGUAUUGGCUCACAAGAAUUUUUAUGAUUGUAACAUUCCCUGUGUCAUUUCCAAUUAGCCUCAUUCUUGAUAGAAUUCUUGGUGAGGAAAUGGGCCAAGUUUAUAAUAAGGAAAAAUUGCAAGAGUUGAUUCGAAUGACUGCAGACAGAAGAGUACUCCAUGACAAUGAAGCUAAUAUUAUUUCUGGUGCUCUUCAGUUGACUAAUAAAAGUGUGGAAGAUGUAAUGACUAAGAUCGAGGAUGUUUAUAUGCUUGAGAUACACACGUGUUUGGAUUUCGAAACAUUGGCUGAAAUUAUGCGUCAUGGAUACACAAGAGUUCCUGUUUAUGAUGCAGAAAAAACGAACAUUGUGAGUCUUCUCAAUACCAAGGAUCUUGCUCUUAUUGAUCCUGAUGACAACACCCUUUUGAGUACUAUUUGCAAGUUUUAUGAUCACAAGCCACUCUUUGUGGAUUUUGAUUCUACUUUGGAUGCUAUGCUGCAAGAAUUUUUGCAUGGCAACUCGCACAUGGCGAUCGUACAGAAGCUGCACAACACCGAGGACCAGGACCCUUAUUACGAGACGAUGGGCGUGGUCACUCUGGAGGACGUCAUCGAGGAGAUCCUGCAGAGCGAGAUCAUUGACGAGACCGACAUGAUGACGGACAAUCGGCUGAAAGAACUACGACCCAGACAGAAGCAGGACUACUCCGUGUUUGGUGGGGAGGAGCGCUCCAAGCUGUCCCAACAACUGGCCUUCGUGGCCUUCCAGUUCCUGACCACUACUGUUGAACCAUUCUCGGAUGACUACCUGGCCCGCAAUGUGGUCAAAAACUUGAUGAAGAAGGACAUUGUGGUCAACCUGUCCCCCACAGAUCCCGUCUCAGAAAAGAAUUUCAUAUAUCGGAAAGGGGUGGCUUCUGAUGUCUUCGUUCUGGUCCUUCAAGGAACAGUGGAAGUUACGAUAGGUGAUGAGAGCAUGGUUUUUGAAACUGGACCCUUCAGUUAUUUUGGAGUUGAAUCUCUCAAAUGUAUCCGGAAGAUGUCAACAGUGAACGAGUUCAAGAGCCAGGACUACAUCCCAGACUUCUCUGUACGAGCCUUGACUGAUGUCCAGUAUCUUUGCAUCCGCCGUUCACAGUACCUGGCUGGCUUGCGCACUACCAGGAUGAUUCGGCAGCAGACAUCAUCUGCCCUGGUUGUUGGGGAUGCCUUUGAGGAGGAGUAUGAGAAAGCGACGAAAGGCAACACCACCAACUCCAAUAGUGUUUUGGACAGUCACUCUCCAUCCAACUUACCCCUCGAGGCACUCAAACACGAUGACUGGCACAAGAAGAAGUCAACAUCUUCUCUGGAUCGCUUGACAUUUUUCCAUCGCAAACCUGACCCACAUGAGAUUCUAAAUCGAAUGAGAAGAAGUGGCUCAGACGCCAAAGACAGGUGUGCAGAGUACCACGGUGAUGUGGAUAGCUCCAGCUGGAAACGUUCCACCGAUGCAAAGGUCAGGAAAUACUCAGAAGAUGCUGAGAAGGCCAGUCCCCAAAGCCCUGCUGCUGACCAUAAGAGCAAGUCCUCCCACUCCUCUCUGCCAUUUGCUGCCCUUCACAGUAACCACAAACUGGAUAUUCUGCCGGAUGAGGAGAAGGGAGAGGGUGUCUGUAUGAAUCAGAGUGAGGCAGCAACAUUGUCAGCUACUCCGGCAAAAGUCUCUUCUUAUCUGUCAGGCUCUGAGAGCAGUCCCGAUCUGGAGAACAAGGAUACUGCGCAGCCCCUGCCCUUCUCUGGACAGGCCUACGAAAUGGAUGAAAAAGCUUUAAGUGAUUCGUCGGCCAAUGGCAAAGGCUUAGAGAAAGUCCCAUUGGUGGUCACAAAGCCUUCCUCUCCUGCAAGUAAAAGCACAGAGACCCCCAGCAGUGGUUCUCAAAAUUUCUACAAGAACAUUAGCAAUGCUGCCCGUGAUGCUGAGAAAGUUCCCCUUAUGCAUCAGGAAGGAUCUUCCAAUGAUGUCUCACCCAACGACCCAGCUGUGUCCUAGCUGGAAGCAUAACUUAUGCUUUGGUCUUGCUUAGUUUGGUAUUCAUACACUUUUAGUGGGUCAGUUGAAUUUUCUUUCGAUGUAUCUUAUUUUCUCCUCCUGAAAGUAGAUUUCAGUUGACAUGAAAAAAAUUUUCGCCCAUUUGGUUUGGCUUCCAUAUAAUAUCAGGCCAUGUUUUGAAUAAACUAUUGGGACUAUUGGGACUGGAAAAUGUGUCUAGGCUUGCUUUCGACCCCAGAAAUGUAAACCCCAUGUGAAAUUGAAGCAACUAUUCAAUAUCGGUAUCAAAUUCCUUUGUCUUAAUUUUGUAUAUGUUGUAGAUAAAGAAAGGAAUGCCAAAUUUGAUUAUAGUGUAAAGUUUUAUUGUGUAUGGCUUUCUCCAAUAUUGUGAUCACAAUCAAACCAUAAUCGUGAGUUCUUGCGGCUUGUUACGCGCCACUGCUGUGAUCUGUUUUCUGCUUGAGUUUGCUGUAGAUAUUCUGAUGCUUUACAAGUAUUGUGAAGGAGUUUGACCACAUGUGAGCUUGGCUUAAUUCGAUUGGGCAUGUCUAAAUAGCGGGUUUCCAAAUAAAAAGGACCCAUUUAUAGGGCAAUAACUCGAUCAUCCUAAGACUGAUAUCAACAAAACUUGGGAAAAAUAAAAUUCAAUCAAGGGGGUGUCACAAUAGUUAAUAUGAAUAUCAACAAACAUUUGCUAAAAUAUCAAGUUUGAAAAAUUACAACCAAAAUUGAGUGAAAUGACAAACUUUGCAACUUCUUAAAAAUCAAUGAUAAUGUGUAUUUGUGUAUUGGAGAACAAUUUUUUUCUAAAACUGACAUUGCCAAACAAACUCAGGGAAGGUGGUGACUGCUUAAAUUUUAGUGAUUGUAUGCUCCAGGUGUAGACCAUUUCUUUCCGGACAAGCUCGAACGCAUCACUUGAAAUUUUGAAUAACCAUGUAAUAUGUUUCUGGGUCAAUUCUUCGGACCUCCAGUUCAACACUGAGUUUCAAAUGCUCAAUUCACUAUUUGUUAAUAUUUCUAUAGAUUGUCAGUCAAAAAAAUUCCCAAAGGAGAUAAUUGAGGGGGAGGGGGGGGGGAGAUACAGUGAUCAUUCAUUUGUAAUUUUUUGGCUUUUAAGGCAUUCUCAAAAUCACUCCUGCAAUCAUGCUAGGGGCCACUCUUGAAUUUUGAGAAUCUGGGCCCAUCUUACUGAGCCAGGACACCUCCCUAAACUGCUGCAAAACUUUCUCAACAUUUUGAGAUAUCCAUCGUAUUGUCCACAUCCUGAAACCAGAGCGUCCAAUCACACACCCGUAGCUGAAUGCUUUUAAGAAGUUAAGUUUUGUGUUUCACUCAGUUUUGUUUAAAAAAAUGAAAACUUUAUAUUUAUCUUAGGCAUUGAGUGAUUUUUUUCAUAUUGACCACUUUGAUAUCCCUUCGUUAAAUUUCAUUUUUUCAGUUUUGUUGAAAUUUGUACAAAGAUGACCAUGUUAUUGCCCUUCAAAUUGUCCUUUUUCGUUAGAAACCCUAAACUAUGAUUGUGCACAGUGUUGAGGAUAGUAAAAAGGUGACUGAGUUUUUGCAUCUAUAUUGAGUGUUUUUAACGUUUUGUUCUCAUUCGUACAACUUUGAAUACAAAGCUGGCUUGGUAGAAUCUUUUGUCAUUUUAUUCCUAUUUGCAAAAGCACUCAAUGACUUGUUUACUACUUGCUUGACUUGGACCUUCUAUGCAUGAAGAAAUUAUGACCAAUUUCAGUGUACAGAUGAGGUGGUGAUGUUUGAUGUCGUGUAAUUAUUCUAGAUUUGUAGUUCAUUGUCUGGUCCAAGCUGAGAUUCAUCGACCAAAUCAGUGAAAUUCUGAAGGGAAUUUAAUCGGUAGCAGUGAAAUCAUAUUAUGAUUGACUUUCCUUCAUUUCAUGUGUUAUUAAGUUUAGAUUCACUUAUAAAGAAAAAUUAAACACAUUUGUGACUACUGUUACAACACAAAAGUGGCACUACUGUUGGAUGUCCUCUCUGUAGAUCAAAAGAUAGCUUUGCAAAUUUGGACAUAUCUUUUUUCAAAAUUAAAAGUUAUUGGAAAGGGCCACAUUUAAAGUUAAAUGUGUAAAGAAGAGCUGAGCUUUUCCCCCAACCUUUUAUUAACUAUAUAUAGAGAUCUGUCAGACAUUUUUAGUACAUUUUCGUAUUACAUCUGUCAAUGGUGCCAACACUCUGGUCUAGUCACGCCAAUGUUAUCACAUGAGUUUAUAAAAAUUUCAUGCUUGUAAUAAAUUUUGAUGUAGUGAAUAGUCUUGAUGGUAUGUGUGGCUACUAUAGCUGACCAUGUAGUGGACUGGUUAGCAAGUACUUGGCUAGAGCUCAUAGCAGUACUAAGUUCCUGGCUUCUUCUGGGAUUGUUUAAAUUACAAAACUCACUGUCUGAAAUCAUAUCUUGUGUUUCAGUCUCAUGUACAUUAUAUACAAAUGUGUACACAAGUUGGAAGAUGAAACUAUUCUGAAGUUGUAUACUUAGGAUUUUUUGUGAUUAUAGCUAUGCUUGACAAUUGAUGCUUUUUCUUUUGCCAAAUUAGAUAGGAUCUAUUUGUACAAUUUCAGAUUUAUGUAGAAAAUCAUAUGACAGAUUUAUUCUUAAGUUGGUGACAUCCUAACUCAGAAUAGAGCUCAAUGUAAGUGAAAUAGUUAUGCCCAUGGAAGCUUAUUUCUCUCAAAAUGUAGUCUCAGCCAAUAUUUGAAAAUGGUUGUUCUUCUUCACUUUAUCAACUGCAGCAGACCUGCUCUUAUCACUACAUGGCAUUGGACAGAAGGGCGAGAGCCCAGCUGUUGCUGGAUCGAUAACAACAACAACAACAAAACACUUUAUCUGUUAAAGAAAGCCCAGUACCUGAUAGAGUGAAUCAGUUCUUUUGUUCCUGCCUGAUCUACUUUGUCCUUUCCUUGUAGAUGUGAAAAGCGAAAGUAAUUAAUUGGGGGAGGGAAUUUCUUAUGAUUGUCGCUGGUUAAAAUACGAAAAAAAAAAAAA
This is a messenger RNA of Aplysia californica (California sea hare), 5897 nucleotides long. RefSeq names its product metal transporter CNNM4. Gene Ontology annotation, cellular component: plasma membrane. The coding region runs from base 62 to 2896 and encodes 944 amino acids. Gene Ontology annotation, molecular function: transmembrane transporter activity. The record is from RefSeq and is a predicted model, not a curated record. Lineage: Eukaryota; Metazoa; Mollusca; Gastropoda; Aplysiida; Aplysiidae. Gene Ontology annotation, biological process: transport; magnesium ion homeostasis. The transcript has 6 exons.